This is a messenger RNA of Lymnaea stagnalis (great pond snail), 2549 nucleotides long. The record is from the annotation of a GenBank genome assembly. Lineage: Eukaryota; Metazoa; Mollusca; Gastropoda; Lymnaeidae.
UGUAACUCAAACGGGACAAUGAAAGAAUGGCGUCACGGGAAAUAUGGAAUUGGCAAGUCCCGCCCCCGAGGCUUUGUCAAUGAAUAGCCGUAUAUUUCAAAAGCGAAGAAAGUGAAAUGUCAUUGGGCUUGAAGUCUGGCCAACUGUUGGAUACACUUUUUGGUUGCUGUGUUCAAGACGACAAUGCUAUGUCGGAUUUUCAAGAAUCUUAGUCAGGUUACAUUCGCAAAUAUCGUCGCAGUUGUCAACAGUGAAUCCAAGUUGACUUAUACUGCGAUGGGUAUUCACUCUUUUGAAACCAUGGGAGAUUCUCUUUCUGGGGAUACUGUUUCCAAAGGAGAGAGCAAUGGAGCAUUGUUUCACAGUGGAACUGAUAUUGAACAUAGAGGAACUAGAAACCGUCACCUUCAAAAAGAGAACUAUUUUAGUUCCAACACACCGCCUGCUCCGCCUAACACGGCUGCAUCUCCUAACACGGCCAAGUCACUUAUGAGCGAAAGAUCAAAAUAUGCUAUCACACCUCGAUCGUUCAAGCAUAGUCCAAAUGGAUUUUUUAAUGAAAACAACUGUUUAAAUGUGAAUGUAGAAUUAGCUAAUAUGGUAAACGUUCGUACUAGCCAAACCAUUGCGAUUGAUUAUAAGCCUGUUAAUGUGAGGUCAUCAGAAACUAUUUCUGAAGAGCGCCUUACACUGCUGACCAGAACACAGCGAACACCGGCCUUGAAGAUUAAUAAUGAUCAACGAUUCAAGCCUAACGGAGAACAUAUUACAUCUUACGCUCUUUGUGGGACAGGAUUAAAUAAUUCUGUGAAAAAAGAUCAUUUGACUGCAACUCGUGUUAGAACUAUAAUUAAUGUUAGUCAAAACUUCACGGAAUCUAACGAACGGAAUCAAUCCUCUUAUAUUUCAUCGAGGUCGCGAGGCGAAGACCAUCAACCACAGGUUGCAACUAAAAUUCAUACUAGCCCAACAGAAAUAGAACAGUUUAAAAAUCAAACUGAAGUGUCGCAAUGUGAUGCAAUUUAUAUAUGUGAUCCUAUUACAUCAUACAUUCUAUAUGGUGCCUCACCGAUACUCCUUGUAGCACAGAACAAAGAUUCACAGAGACGAUGUGGUUUUGAAAUACCGGUAACAAAAGAAACAGCUAGAGGGAUACCAGCAUUUGAUUAUAGAAGAGCAGAAUAUCCAUUUUCUUCCUAUGUUAACUUGGGGACCACUAAACCUUUAGUCCUCAACCGUGAAACGAAACAAAUCAAUAACUUUGACCCGACAGAGGGUUUGAGGAUUGUAAGACUUAACACGGAAUGUGCAACCAUUUCUGAAGCACACACCACAAAUACCAAUGGUCAGCUUAAACUCCGGAAUAAAUCUUUUAAUAACCUUCAGAAUAACACGAGGACAUGGACACAAGAAAAUAUUAUUUCCAAUAUAACCAUGGGGGAAAAUGAACAGAAUUUUUGUUUACCGGGAUAUUUAGAUGUUCGCCAGCUAACCCCAUCGCCGUCGCAGUUAGAUCGAAAUCUCCUUCCAGUGAAAAAAUCAAUCAAAUCAAUUCUUGGUUCUCGAAGAUACAGAAGUUUAAAUUUACGUGAUAAAUUUAGGUCACCUUCGUCAGGGUUAAGUGAUAAUACAUCUGAAAAGCUCACAACAUCAAAUGAAGAGUUCUCAUUAAUAGGACAGUCUCUACCGAGUGUGUGUAGUAAUAAAACAAUUACUAACAGCUGCAAACGUGGGCUUAAAACUCAAUUUUCAGAACCCAGCCUGGGACCCAGGGAGUCUUACAGGGGAAUUGAUGAGAGUUCUCAGACGAGCAGGCAAGAAACGUCCUAUCAAAAUGAAGUGAUAUCAUCAACGCCUCUAACUUUGCCUGGCGUCAAUCAUAAACACACAUGUGAGGAUAAGGUGAUUACUCGCACUCUUCCACCGCGCAAUAAAUGUAGUUCGGUGUUGACCAGUGAACGCACGGGACAAGAAGGAGAAAAAAAUAUGAAAUCAGAAACGUACAAUUCAAACAAUAUUAGGAAAAUUAAUUGCAGUCUUGCACACGAUUCAAAUAAAUCAGUUCUGAGAUUCGAAGCUCUUACAAUGCGACCAUUGAUAGGUCAGGCUUUAGAACCAAAUUACUUAGAUUCGAGUUCCUUCUCACCAUGCAAACCUGUAGUCAGUGUAGACAACAUACCGAAAGAACCUUUGUACAUGGGCUGCUCGUCUCAGGUAGCAGAGAGGGAUUCCAGAAGUCAGUAUCAUUAUAUUAAUAACUGCGGAGAUAUGGGUAAUAUAGUGGGCAAUUUGAAAGUAGUCAAAGCUUUAGACCAAGAUGUUUAUUGUGAUUAUCAGCACGAGAAAUAUCGAGAUAGCAAAAUUAUCACAACCCACAACACUGCCACAGAUCAACCAAAAAUGCACUUUCUAAAAAUUAAAGUUAUUGGAGAUGGGAUUUCACUAUAAUAUAUAUAUAUAUAUAUGGGACUGCGUUCAAGCCGCGUGAAGUAAAUAAAUAGUGUAACACGAUAUGUUUAAGCUUGGAAAAAAAAAAAAAAAAAGACCAG